AUGGAUAGAUUGAGGGCGGAUGAGAAUGUGCAGCUGAGAAUUGUGGAGGUUUGGAGGUUUCAAGGCUUUGCGAUUCAAGCUUAUCUGCAACUCUUUACAUCCGAGAGAAUUAACAAUCGUAAUGCAGAGACUAUUGAACGAGCAAAACCCAUUACUCAUACUAACUGCGAACAUUGA
This is a messenger RNA of Sclerotinia sclerotiorum 1980 UF-70, 177 nucleotides long. RefSeq lists its product with no specific name. The transcript is spliced from 2 exons. NCBI's taxonomy places the organism in Eukaryota, Fungi, Ascomycota, Leotiomycetes, Helotiales, Sclerotiniaceae. The record is from RefSeq and is a predicted model, not a curated record. Bases 1 to 177 code for a protein of 58 amino acids.